Messenger RNA from Eruca vesicaria subsp. sativa (arugula), 611 nucleotides. NCBI's taxonomy places the organism in Eukaryota, Viridiplantae, Streptophyta, Magnoliopsida, Brassicales, Brassicaceae. The record is from the annotation of a GenBank genome assembly.
AUGGCAGGAAGACUGAGCGGUGUGGCGUCACGAAUCAUGGGCGGAAACGGCAUCGUUUCCCGAUCCAACGCCUCUUCUCUCCGCCAACGCGCCGGGAUGGGUCUCCCCGUCGGCAAACACAUCGUCCCCGAUAAGCCGCUUUCGGUUAACGACGAGCUGAUGUGGGACAACGGGACUGCGUUCCCAGAGCCUUGUAUAGAUCGGAUUGCUGAUACCGUCGGGAAGUAUGAAGCAUUGGGAUGGUUGUGUGGCGGUUUAGGGUUCUUUGCGUCUCUUGGUUUGCUCGCUGUUUUGAACGAUAAAGCUUCCAAAGUUCCUUUUACGCCGCGAGUGUAUCCGUAUGAUAACUUGAGAGUGGAGCUUGGAGGAGAGCCAUAGAAGAGACCUAUCAAGUGAUAUACUCAAUCAAAACUCAAUCAGUGUUUUCGUCACUGCUUUGUUUUUCAAAAUGUUUUAACUUUGUGCUCAGAACUUGAAUACAAAAGAAUAAAUGAGACUUGCGUUUUCCAUUUAUAUGUGCUGUCUCUGUAAUUAACAGUCACCAUUUGGGUGAUUCAUAAGAGUAAGACAUCUGUUUUCAAUAAAUAUAAAAACUCUGUUCGGUUGUGUCU